Hydatigera taeniaeformis is the source of this 558-nucleotide messenger RNA. The record is from the annotation of a GenBank genome assembly. Lineage: Eukaryota; Metazoa; Platyhelminthes; Cestoda; Cyclophyllidea; Taeniidae.
AUGGCUGACCCAGAGAGGGUAAGUGAAAUAACUCGCGUGACUGGGGCGCCGAUAUCACUGAGCCUCGCGGUGACUGAUGACGUCAAUGCUGGCGGAAAUACCGCAGGUCGGCUUUGUUGGCUACAGCGCCGCCAGUUGAUGCCUUACUCGCGCACUGAAAUCUACUGUGCCCAGUUGGAAACUUCCGGCAGAGCUGUUCGCUCAAAACGACUCCUUAAGAGCUUCAACGCGAAUGAAGAACCCUCUUACGGGCUCAUUCAGGAUGACGACACUAUCCUUUGGACAAGCCUUUAUCGAAAAGUUUACCGAUCCCUCAAUCCAUCCGCUUCAAUCAACGUAAAGGGCGUUUGUUGCUCCAACGGGUUCCAGUCUAUGGCCAUCCGCAACAUCUGCAAGCGUUCGAUGACAAAUGCCUGCAGCUAUGACAAUGGUCGGUGCCGCUACUUCUGCCUUCCUGGGGGACGUGAGAUGGCACACGUGUGCAGGUGUCCCGAUGACCAGCCCAACUGCAUUACGGAACAUGCGAAUUCGCGUUUAGUGGACUACACGUAUUCCUGA